GCUCCUCUCGCUGCGCAGCUGCUCCCGGCCUCUGUCCCGCCGCCGCCGCGCCCCGCCGCGCCCCCCGGCCGCCAAGAUGACCGUCAAGCUGGACUUCGAGGAGUGCCUCAAGGACUCGCCCCGCUUCAGGGCUGCCAUUGAGACAGUGGAAACAGAAGUGUCUGUGCUGGAGACGCAGCUGGAGAAGCUGCUGAAGCUCUGCACCACCAUGUUGGAGUCGGGGCGACAGUAUUCUGCCCACAGCAAGAACUUUGUGUCGGGCGUUCAGGAGCUGUCGCAGAAUUCCCAGGGGGACUCCAUGAUGAGCGAGUGCUUAGAAAAGUUUUCUGAGAGCUUCAACAAAAUGAUCGGCAGGCAUGAGGAGCUUCUGGACACAACACAACAAUCCUUCAAGCAACAGCUGCAGAGUUUGGUGAAAGAAGACAUGAAGCAGUUCAAGGAGACCCGUAAGGAGUUUGAACGCAGCAGCGAAACCCUCUCCAGUGCCCUGCACCAUAAUGCCGAGGUGCCCCGGCGGCGCCACCAUGAGGCCGAAGAGGCCGUGCUUGCGCUGAAGGUUGCCCGCACUGCAUUCCGUGCUCGAGCCCUUGACUACGUCCUCCAGAUCAACGUGAUCCAGUCGAAGAAGAAAUUUGAGAUCCUGAAGUUUAUGCUGACCUUCAUGGAGGCUCAGUCCUCCUACCUCGAGCAGGGGUUCCGUGUGGUGAAAGAGCUGGCACAGUAUCGCAAGGACCUGGCAGCACAGCUCCAUCAGCUGGUUCUGGAGUCGGCCCGGGAAAAGCGGGACAUGGAGCAAAGGCACACGAUGAUCAAGCAGAAGGACCUGUCGCAGGAGGAUGCGGUUCCCGAGCUCCGGACAGAGCCAGGUGUGGCAGUGAUGGAAGGGUACCUGUAUAAGAGGGCCAGCAAUGCCUUCAAGACGUGGAGCAGGCGCUGGUUUUCCAUACAGAGCAACCAGCUGGUAUAUCAGAAAAAGGCAAAGGAUGCCUUGACCGUGGUGGUUGAGGACCUCCGGCUCUGUACCGUGAAACCGUGCCCGGAUCACGAGCGGCGCUUCUGCUUUGAAGUGGUUUCGCCCUCCAAGAGCUGCCUCCUCCAAGCGGACUCAGAGAGGCACCAGCAGGCCUGGGUGUGCGCGGUUCAAAACAGCAUCGCCUCGGCUUACAACGAAGAGCACCCAGAGCCGCCCCUGGGGCAGCAGCCACUGGAGCGAGCCGCGUCUCUCUCUGCAGCCAAGCUGCAGUCCCCCUUGGGCCGGAGGCUGCGGGGCAGCACGGACAAGCACGUUGUGGAUCAGGUGCAGCGGCUGGAGGGCAACGCCCAGUGCUGUGACUGCCGGGAGCCUGCGCCCGAAUGGGCCAGCAUCAACUUGGGCAUCACGCUGUGCAUCGAGUGCUCUGGCAUCCACAGGAGUCUCGGCGUCCAUUUCUCUAAGGUGCGAUCGCUGACACUGGACUCUUGGGAGCCUGAGCUUGUGAAGCUGAUGUGUGAAUUGGGAAAUCGUGUCAUCAACCAGAUUUAUGAAGCGCGGGUGGAGGAAAUGAACAUCAAACGCCCCCAGCCUGGCUGUUCCCGGUUGGAGAAGGAGGCAUGGAUCCGGGCCAAGUACGUGGAAAAGAAGUUCAUCACCAAGUUUCCUGAAGUUCGGGUGCAGCUGAGUCGGGGUGGGGUUGGGCGUGGGCCCGAGAAGCCCCCCAAACCAUGCCCCAAACCGAAACCUCCCCAUCUGGCUCGGGGGAGUGCAGGCACCAGCCCAGGCAAUGCGUCUCCUGUAGCAGGGCCACGGGAGGGGGUGGCAUCGGGAGCAGUGGCUGCUGUGGAAGAUCUACACAGUUUGCACCCGGGGCCACUACUGUACCGUGCAGCUGGCGCACCCCCCAGCUUGCCCACUAUGGCGGAUGCCCUGGCCCACGGUGCUGACGUCAACUGGGUCAACGUGGCUCAAGAGAGCCGCACGCCUUUGCUACAGGCAGUGGCUGCGAAUUCUCUUUUGGCCUGUGAAUUCUUGCUGCAGAACGGAGCCAGCGUCAACCAGGCGGACAGCAAGGGCCGGGGGCCCCUUCACCAUGCCACCAUCCUGGGUCACACGGGGCUGGCCUGCCUGUUCCUCAAACGUGGUGCCAACAUGAGUGCGGUGGACGAGGAAGGGAAGGACCCGCUCUCCAUCGCCAUUGAUUCAGCCAACGCGGACAUUGUGACUUUGCUGCGGUUGGCCAAGAUGCGUGAGGUGGAGCUGGCCCAGGGCCAGGCGGGUGACGAAACGUACCUCGACAUCUUCCAUGACUUUUCCCUCAUGGCCUCCAACGACCCUGAUAAGCUGACCCGCCGCAGCUAUGACCUGAAGCUCACCACCUUGUGACAAGAGCGGGCACUUUGUUGGGCUUGUGAAAACAGAAGAUGUCAGGGAACAUCAGCGGCCUGCCAUCCAAGCGUCUGGCCAAGGCAGCCAGGGGAGGCCCCAAUUCUGGACUGCCUGAAGAGUGUCUCUGCCGUGGCCAUCUUGGUGACUUUACAGAGCAUGAAGAAGGGGCUGGUUGGACAAUGGGGGGGUGCACGUGCCAACGAAGGGCUGUGCUUUCCGAAUGCCUCGCUUUGGACUCUGUGCCACUAGUGCCCUGCCUGAGCUUUAUUUAUUACUCUCUGCUGGGAUGCUGUGCGCCGGCCUGGCUGUUGAUGGACUGAUCGUGGGGCUGAUUUCGUGGCCGGUGCUUUUUCUCCUGCCCAGCAUCCUCUCUGGCUUCACUUUUGUGCGGAAUGGGGCUUCCUGGACCCAGAGGAGGCUGUGUAGAGGUCGAGAGACAGAGCCUGGCGUUCAUGCUAGACUGCUGUUGCAAAGGGCAGAAACGGGGGUUCUGGUCUUGGAGAUGAUGACGUAAAUAAAGUUUUCCACACAU
This is a messenger RNA of Eublepharis macularius, 2894 nucleotides long. It is a transcript of the gene ACAP1, whose product is annotated as ArfGAP with coiled-coil, ankyrin repeat and PH domains 1. The transcript is spliced from 23 exons. Gene Ontology annotation, molecular function: protein binding; GTPase activator activity. Gene Ontology annotation, cellular component: cytoplasm. The record is from RefSeq and is a predicted model, not a curated record. Lineage: Eukaryota; Metazoa; Chordata; Lepidosauria; Squamata; Eublepharidae. The coding region runs from base 77 to 2359 and encodes 760 amino acids.